Messenger RNA from Glossina fuscipes, 498 nucleotides. Its product is annotated as peptidyl-prolyl cis-trans isomerase 11-like. Gene Ontology annotation, cellular component: intracellular membrane-bounded organelle. The transcript is spliced from 3 exons. Gene Ontology annotation, biological process: protein peptidyl-prolyl isomerization. Bases 172 to 498 code for a protein of 108 amino acids. Gene Ontology annotation, molecular function: peptidyl-prolyl cis-trans isomerase activity. The record is from RefSeq and is a predicted model, not a curated record. NCBI's taxonomy places the organism in Eukaryota, Metazoa, Arthropoda, Insecta, Diptera, Glossinidae.
UGCCACCAAGCCUCGUAAAAAUUUAAGCAAGUUGAAUUCCAUCCCUAAAAACGCAAACCUCAUUGUGUUUAGGCCCUACGCAUAAAUUUUCAAACUACGUAUACUCUGCCAAUAUGCCGCGAAAAGGUAGUAACUAGUAAUAAAAUAUUGAAUGACAACUAAAGCCUAAACAUGCCUACCUGGAAUCAAAUCCAAUCACAACUUCGUAAUGUUAACAAUCCAGUCGUAUUUUUUGAUAUAUCCGUUGGUACUACGGAAAUUGGUCGUAUGAUAUUUGAAUUAUUUGCUGAUACAGUGCCAAAAACCGCAGAAAACUUUCGACAAUUUUGUACUGGAGAAUGUCAACCUGAUGGUGCAAAUUCUACGCCGCUGACGUCAUCAUUUACGAAUGAUUCGAUAGAAAAUCAUAACAAUGGUGGUGAUGAAGGCGACGACGACGAUGAUGAACAUAAUAACGAGAUUAAUGAUGUAAAUAAUAUUGAUUAUAAUGAUGGAUAA